Molecule: messenger RNA, 1200 nt
Organism: Spathaspora passalidarum NRRL Y-27907
Lineage: Eukaryota; Fungi; Ascomycota; Pichiomycetes; Serinales; Debaryomycetaceae
Gene: RPN7
Product: proteasome regulatory particle lid subunit
Exons: 1
Coding region: 1-1200 (399 amino acids)
Biological process (GO): proteasome-mediated ubiquitin-dependent protein catabolic process
Cellular component (GO): proteasome regulatory particle
Source: RefSeq, a predicted model, not a curated record
AUGGAUUACGACUCAGGCAUACCCAGGAUCCCAGAUUACCAGCUUCUGGAACAUCAAUUCCAUCUCACGUUAGAUGUUCCCGCUGAGGAACGUACCAAGACCAUCAAUGCCAUGGUGGAAAUCAUCAAGCAAGAAAACAUGGCUCCUUACUACAAGUACUUGUCUACUCUUGACUUGGGGUUCCCCUUUGAUGAAUCAUUAUACAAUGAGAUGUUGGCUCAUAAUGAAGAGGAAAUCUCCCAAUUGAAGCUGAAAAUCAAGGAAGCUGAAGGUGAAGAAGAAACUGAGUUGGAUGUGGCGGGCACAACUACUAAACUUGCCGAAUACUAUACCAAGAUCAUUGAUCGUAAGAAUGCCACAGAAACUUUCAAAAAAGUGUUGGAAUUGACUAGUGGUACCGGGAACAAGAUUGAUCAUUUAUUGACGCUUGCCCGUAUUGAAUUUUUCUUUAAUGAUUUCCCCCAAGUUGGUAAGCACUUAGAUGCCAUCAAGGGAUUGAUUGAAAAAGGUGGUGAUUGGGAAAGAAGAAAUAGGUUCAAGGCAUACCAAGGUAUAUAUCUCUUGGCCACGAGAAACUUCACUGAAGCCGCUAAAUUACUCAUUGACUCGUUGGCUACUUUCACAUCCACUGAACUUUGUUCAUAUGAUCAAAUUGCUCAAUAUGCUAUUGUUCUGGGAGUUUUAUCUCUAGAUAGGGUUGAUCUCAAGGAGAAGGUUAUUGACUCACCAGAAAUCCUUUCCAUUUACUCAUCAUCACCUGACCUUGAGCCAUUACUUAACUUGACCAAUUGUCUUUACACUUGUCAAUACAAUUACUUAUUCCACCAUCUUCUUGAAUCACACGACCAUCUCCUUAUAACUAACAAGUACCUUCACCGUCAUGCCAGUUAUUUCCUCCGUGAAAUGAGAGCCAAGGCAUAUGGCCAACUUCUUGAAUCGUACAAAUCCCUUUCGAUAAAAUCCAUGGCACAAAGUUUUAAUAUCAGCGAGGAAUUCUUGGAUCAAGAUUUAUGCAAAUUCAUUCCUAAAAAGAAGUUGAACUGUACUAUUGAUAAAGUCAAUGGGAUCAUUGAAACUAAUAGACCUGAUAAUAAGAAUGCCCAAUACCAUUCCUUGAUUAAGGUUGGUGAUGGAUUAUUGACAAAAUUGCAAAAGUAUGGUGCUGCUGUUAAAUUAAGUGGUGCUGAACGUGUUGUAUAA